Staurois parvus is the source of this 315-nucleotide messenger RNA. NCBI's taxonomy places the organism in Eukaryota, Metazoa, Chordata, Amphibia, Anura, Ranidae. The record is from the annotation of a GenBank genome assembly.
AUACUUUCCUACUGUGUGCAAUGGUUUUGCACAGAGCAGCUUGGAUCCUUCUCUUCUUGGGUCCCCCGCAGGUUCUCUUGGCUCCUCCUUUCUGUUGGGUGCCCCCACAGCAAGCAGCUUGCUAUGGGGGCACCCACUGCUCCAUGUGUCCAUUCACCGGAGCCAUGCCAAUGAGAAGGCAGAGACCCGGGACAGCCGAGGCUGUUCACAUCGCUAGAUCGCGAUGAGGCUCAGAUAAGUAUUGAAGGGGCUUGGGGGGUACUGCUGCACACUGAAGGUUUUUUACCUUCAUGCAUAAAAUGAAAAGGUGAAUGA